ACAGUUUACACAUUUGCUGCUUACCUUCCAACUCGAAAUUCAACACUUCGAAUCUGCAGGACAGACUUCGAACUCCAAAACUAAGAUCCAAGACCAACAAACAGGACGACCCGGCCGAGCACUCCAAUGCAAGCUUCUGGCGCGAAUACGAUGCGGCAAGACCAGCGAACCAGACCAUCCGCGGAGAGCUUGCCGAUCGUAAACGAGCCCUGAGAUCCAUCGACGAGGUACAGGGCGAAUUCGAAGGCGAUGACUACUGGGCACUCGGCGCGGAUCCGAACAUAAGUGGUGCAGAAGCGCUCGCACGUAUGAGACGUGAAGGCGCUGAGCGGACGCGGAAUGCGAUGAGCUGUGCGAUGAAAGCGACGACGAGAGAGAAGCGGCAGAACAUUCAAUCCCUGUUGCACGAAUGGGUCCGGCAACGUACAUGGCACACACCAUGUAUGGUAACUGGCGCAUCACAAGCCUCGUCGCGGCCUUUGAGAGACUGCAAGAAGCCGACGACCUAGAAGACGUCGCGGACGAGUCUCAAGAGCUUAUUGACACUACGAUCCACGUAGCACAGCACGCACGUCUUCCGACUGAUGGUUUCGACGCGAUUUUCCAGGUCGCUCAACGAGACAUCCUGGCACGAGAGGAGGCCAGACGUGAAGAAGAAAUCUUGAGUUACCAAAGAGAACGCCUGGAGCGGCUGGACAAGAUUCUCGAUGAGCGGGCAGAUCUCGAAGCGAACCUUGCCAUGAACCAAGAGCUCAUCAAGCGCGAAACAAGGGACUUCAAAGAGGGACAGGCGAUCUGGAAGAGAGAUGACCCCGAAGGCUACGUGAACUUCGAAAGGUUCAAGACCGCCACUCACACCAGCGUUGCAUCGCAGUACGAAGGCUCAAGCGUCAACUCCGCAAUUGUUCUCGAGUGGGCGAUCCUCUGCUGGGGUAUUGGCGUCUUCAAGUAUCCCGAUUUCCUCGUCGACAGCAUCCGCCGUCUCGCUCGGCUGCAUUACUCUCGAGUACUGCUCACGUACGACAUCCAUGGCAGCAAAUGGGAGGAACACACUUGGAACCUCAUCGAGGCAGAGGCUGGUACCUAUCCUUCAUGGAAAGACACGCCGCAAGGUCGUGCUCUCGCCAAAUGGGAAUCCAGUGCUGAUGGCCAGGUUAACGAAAUGCACCGGCAGAGCUUUAGCCGCUACGGGUAUGAGCCACAGCCUGCUGUGGGAGGCGAAGUCCUACAACCCAAGGGCUACGCCAAGUUCGUUGAGCCGACAGAUGUCCCUUUUCUCCGCCGACUGGAGAUCAUCCGCGCGGGCUUCGAUAUUCGCGUCGUACGACACGCACAAUCCUUGCGAGAUCCUGAGCGAGUGCGCAAACUCGCCAAUCCUCAAUACGAAGGUCGGACUGUAGACAGCCACAGAAAUGCUGGCUUCGGUAUCUUCGCAUGGAUUGCAGGAGCGGUCAAGCACCUCGCCGAGGACCCGCACGAGCGAACCAGCGAGGAGAAAGAAGUCCGUCGACAACUGUGCACGGAUAUGAUCAACUUCAGCACGACUCUGAACCGGGAGAAGUGUGUCCGCAAGCUGAUGAGAUUAGCCAUCGCAAGCGUCUUGGUGCCUUACAGCGCCUUUGCCGGCUAUCACGGUUCCACAAUUGCCAUUCCACCAAAUUCUCGACCAAAGAGAAUUACACAGCUGGAACAACAGGCCCGUACUCGACGGGCUCAGAUCAUCCUGGUCCGAACCGGCCAACACAAUAACGGUGCUUGGGUGCCCCGACCUCUUCUACUCAGAGUGGAGGAGCGAGUGUCUGCUCCGACGCUGACUUCGCCUUGUUCGCCGACGGAUGGCUGGGAGACCGAUGACGAGGCGGAUCCCACUCCGCCGUCUUCGCCUUCACCUGUACGAUAG
Cercospora beticola is the source of this 1900-nucleotide messenger RNA. NCBI's taxonomy places the organism in Eukaryota, Fungi, Ascomycota, Dothideomycetes, Mycosphaerellales, Mycosphaerellaceae. The record is from RefSeq and is a predicted model, not a curated record.